Messenger RNA from Galeopterus variegatus (Sunda flying lemur), 4121 nucleotides. Its product is annotated as BTB/POZ domain-containing protein 3. The transcript is spliced from 4 exons. The record is from RefSeq and is a predicted model, not a curated record. Lineage: Eukaryota; Metazoa; Chordata; Mammalia; Dermoptera; Cynocephalidae. Gene Ontology annotation, cellular component: cytosol. Bases 1710 to 3287 code for a protein of 525 amino acids. Gene Ontology annotation, molecular function: protein binding. Gene Ontology annotation, biological process: neurogenesis; cerebral cortex development; dendrite morphogenesis.
CCUUGGUUCACCUUAGCGAUUUAGGGCUCUAGGGAUAUAAAGACUGAUUUCUGGUGUGUAUUAUCUUCAGUAGAUUAUUAAUUAUGUUAAUAACAAUCAUAGCUCCCAUUUGCUGAGCCCUCUCUUUGUCAGGCAGUCAUUACUCAGACAUAUGUUGUACAACAGGGAGUGCUGUGGUUGUGAAGGGUGCACAAGACUGGGGUAGCAAAUGGCUGCUGUGCUUUGAGCCAAUGGGAGUAACCCAAAUAGACAGGGGGGAGAAGAAAUCUCUUCAUUAGUUUUCUUUUGCAAGUAGGUAAGCAUAUGUAGAACCUACAGCAGGUGUUUGGGUAUUUUUUUUUCUUUUUUUUUUUUUACUUGCCAAAGCUAAAAAUUGUUAGAGUAUUCACAUUUAUUAUAUAAGUAGCUUAUAUUUUGAUUCAAAGCAGAGAGAGCCUGUUUGCAUUUUAAUGAGACAGCAUCAGAACAUUUAUCAUUUUGAAUAGUAUUAUUGGUUCUAUGUUAGAAGUUGUGGGUUAUAUUUUUUUAAAUUAUGACAAGACUAAAUGUAGCAAUAACAGUUAAGUUGGAUUUUGAGAUCCUGAACAGGCCCCAUCUGACAUAUUUUUAGUGAAUUGCCGCCUUUAAACACUGAUUGCCAGAUUUGUCUCAUUUGAAUCUUAUUUUUACAUCUCAAAUUUGUCUUAUGCUUUAGUGUAGCUAAGUGUACUGGUAUAAACUUAGUCUAAUUAACAGUAUCUUGUGACCUGGGAUUCCUGUCAAAAACCAUUGUAGGAGCUAGAAAACAUUGGGAGGUAAACUGAACACAUCUCAGCUCUCUUCUUUUGCACUAGAGUAUAACUUGCAUUCAGAGAGACUGAAAAAAGGAAGAAAAACAACAUGUCACCUUUAAACUAUAGUAAAUGUGUUUAGUAUUAUUUUGGCUUUAUAGAUUGGAAGAUUUUGUUUGAAAUAUUUGAAACUAAAUGCUACUGGGAAAAAGAUUUUACUAGAAAUAUAGAGUAGACAUCUGUCUCUACCUUUUGUUAAUUGAUCCUGCUUGUUUAACUGGAGAAAUAAAAAUGUAUGUCUACUGAAGAGAAAUCUGUGGGCAUAAACUGCUCUCUUCCUGUUUUCAAAUAUAUUUCAUGUUUAUCUUAUUUAAAUAUACAGUAGGCAAGAGAAUGCAACUGCUGUUCCUUUAAUAUCAGCACUAGGCAUGUUACAAUAGGUGUCACUGUUUUGCUUGGUCCAAUCAUGAUUGGUGACUUCAGCUAUUGGCUCGGAGCACUGGCUGUCUGACUCCAUCUGCAGGGCUGUAAUACCUACUCUCCUCCGAUCCAUUCACCACACAACUUCAGCCGGCUGAACAGACCCGCGCAGCUCCAGCACAUCUUGCUACCUAAUUCAGAAAACAAGUGCUACAGCUCUGUGCCUGUCAUCUUCGCUCAGUGUAGCAUUUUUCAGGUGAUCUAGGAAACAGUUAUUUUUAUGAGCAAAUAAGAGAAACAGGAAUCACCAUGGGGAUGUAUUUAACAGACCUGGUACUGGAUAAAACUUAAAGCCAGUUUCUGUUCGACGUAGUGAAAAGGUCACCUUGCCUGGCUGAGGAAAGAAGCAAAAUAUCAGCUUGUUGGUUUCUGUUAACAUCUAAGCUCAGGCUAGCCUCUUUUCCUUGAUGUUCAAACCAAUUUGGGAUAUCUAGCUAUAAAGAGAGACAUACUGUACUCAUGGUAGAUGACAAGGAAAAGAACAUGAAAUGUCUCACCUUCUUCUUGAUGCUUCCAGAGACGGUAAAGAACAGGUCCAAGAAAAGCUCAAAGAAAGCAAAUACGAGCAGCAGCAGUAGCAGCAGCAGCAGCAGCAAGUUGCCUCCAGUUUGUUAUGAAAUAAUUACCUUGAAGACUAAAAAGAAGAAGAAGAUGGCUGCUGAUAUAUUCCCCCGUAAAAAGCCAGCCACCUCCAGCAGCACCACUGUCCAGCAGUACCACCAGCAGAAUCUCAGUAACAACAAUCUUAUACCGGCUCCGAAUUGGCAGGGUCUUUAUCCCACCAUUAGAGAAAGAAAUGCGGUGAUGUUCAAUAAUGAUUUGAUGGCAGAUGUACAUUUUGUGGUUGGGCCACCAGGUGGGACUCAGCGGUUGCCAGGACACAAAUAUGUUUUAGCUGUUGGGAGCUCUGUGUUCCACGCGAUGUUUUACGGAGAACUUGCUGAAGACAAAGAUGAAAUCCGUAUACCAGAUGUCGAGCCUGCUGCUUUCCUUGCCAUGCUCAAAUACAUCUAUUGUGAUGAAAUUGACUUGGCUGCUGACACAGUGCUGGCCACUCUUUAUGCUGCCAAAAAGUACAUUGUCCCUCACCUUGCCAGAGCCUGCGUUAAUUUCCUGGAGACCAGCCUAAGCGCCAAGAACGCCUGCGUGCUCCUCUCCCAGAGCUGCCUGUUCGAGGAGCCAGACCUGACCCAGCGUUGCUGGGAGGUGAUUGAUGCCCAGGCUGAGUUAGCGCUCAAGUCUGAGGGAUUCUGUGAUAUCGACUUCCAGACUCUAGAAAGUAUCCUCCGCAGGGAAACUCUGAAUGCCAAAGAAAUUGUGGUUUUUGAGGCAGCUCUUAACUGGGCUGAAGUAGAAUGCCAGCGACAAGAUCUAGCUCUGAGCAUUGAAAAUAAACGCAAGGUCCUAGGAAAGGCACUUUACUUGAUUCGCAUACCUACAAUGGCCCUCGAUGACUUUGCAAAUGGCGCUGCACAGUCCGGAGUAUUAACUCUUAAUGAAACCAACGACAUCUUCCUCUGGUAUACUGCAGCCAAAAAGCCCGAGUUGCAGUUUGUGAGUAAAGCCCGCAAGGGCCUUGUCCCCCAGCGCUGUCACCGUUUCCAGUCAUGUGCCUAUCGGAGCAACCAGUGGCGCUAUAGAGGUCGCUGUGACAGCAUCCAGUUUGCAGUUGAUAAAAGAGUGUUCAUUGCUGGCUUUGGGCUGUAUGGUUCCAGCUGUGGCUCUGCAGAAUAUAGUGCCAAGAUUGAACUCAAGCGGCAGGGUGUUGUCCUGGGGCAGAACUUGAGCAAGUACUUCUCAGAUGGCUCCAGCAAUACCUUCCCUGUGUGGUUUGAGUACCCAGUGCAGAUUGAGCCAGACACCUUCUACACAGCCAGUGUGAUACUGGAUGGCAAUGAACUUAGCUACUUCGGACAAGAAGGCAUGACGGAAGUUCAGUGUGGCAAAGUGACCGUCCAGUUUCAGUGCUCCUCAGAUAGCACCAACGGCACUGGGGUGCAGGGAGGGCAGAUUCCCGAACUUAUAUUCUAUGCCUGAAAACUCACUUCCUGGAGCAGUGUGGGCUCCGAGGUGCACAUCUGGUCCCCAUGUGCUUGAUGCUUUAGCUCAUCUGCAGAUAUACGAUCAGCGCAGGUAAUUUGUAAUGAAUGAAGCAGUAGGCAGUUUCUAAUUACUUUUAACCUUUUAAUUAUGUACAGGCAAAAAUGCAGCGUUCUGCUUUUAACUGUGUGCUUAAAAGAGCCAAGUUCUUAUUAAGGCUUUGUGGUUUUUAAAAUUGCGUCUGUGCACGUGGGGAGACUUUGUGCUCUUCCAAGUGCCAUACCAACCUCCCAGUUUUGUUCCUCUGAAGAAAUUUUUGAUCACCUCAAAUUUCCUUUUGGACUUUAUUGAUGAAUAGAGAGAAAUAGUCUAAAAUAAGAAGAAUUAUUUUUAAAUAGAACCCUCUCCAACAAAAACACAGAUAAACCUCAGUGUACAAUUUUGAAAGAGACAGUAGUCAUGUUUAGCUCUUUAUUUCUUUUAAAUUUGUUGCUUCUGGGCUUUUUUUUUUUUAAAAAAAAUCCUAAAAUCAUAAGAUUGUUACAUAUUAAACACUUCAAAGUCAAUUGUAAAAAAGGAAAAUAAGGAAUUGGGUGUAUGUUUAUGCCAUGACUUCUACUAGAAGGAGAUUAAUAUCCUUUAGUGUAGAAGACAAAAUAUCUGAUACAGACACUUCUUUUAGAAAAAACUAAGUUAUAAAAUUUUAUUGUCAAUAGAAAAAUUGCAGGCCUAUUAAUUUAAACUAAAACAGUUUGAGAAGGAAUCCUAAAAAUUUCCAUCCUAAAAAUAGUUUAAUUAAUGGCACAUUAGAAUACACAUUUUGAAAAAAAA